CUCAAUACUCCACUCCGAUAGAUGGCAGUAUGCAUUUCCUCGUUUAUCAUAACCAAUAUAACGCGUCUUGUUUGACGCAUGCGCAGUUAACUUACACAAUUGCUAAAAGAUUUACAAUUUAAUUUUUGCUGUUGUAAAAUAUUUUUGUUGCGUAAUUUCGAUCAAAGUCUUCACAUUUAUAUUAUGUAUAAUUUAGUGUAGCAUAUUAAUUUUGUUUUAUGGAAAAUAAAGUUGAAAGGUCACACCGAGGUCGGAGUUCACAGGGUAACGUUUACGAACAUUCGACAUGGCGAAGCAUCAUCCAGAUUUGAUUUUCUGCAGAAAACAAGCCGGCGUUGCUAUUGGAAGAUUAUGUGAAAAAUGUGAUGGGAAGUGUGUCAUCUGCGAUUCCUACGUAAGGCCCUGCACGCUGGUGCGUAUUGAUGAAUGCAACUACGGAUCCUAUCAGGGACGCUGUGUCAUCUGUGGAGGGCCGGGAGUGUCUGAUGCCUAUUACUGCAAGGAGUGCACCAUUCAGGAAAAAGAUAGAGAUGGCUGCCCUAAGAUCGUGAACCUGGGGAGCUCCAAGACCGACCUCUUUUACGAACGGAAAAAAUAUGGCUUCAAGAAGAGGUGAAGCUGUGAACCCGGGUGGGGGCAUGGACGUCGGCGGUGGUGUUCUCUGCAGAGCUGUUCCAAGCCAUGGUUCUGGUCUGUUUUUCCACAAAAAGUUUUGAGCAUAAUAAAGAAAAAGCUGGGCAUGGACACUGAAAGCAGCCAGAGUGAAGAACAGACUGACCUUUUGCGUACAAUGUCAAUGCUGGAGCGCAGCUUCUCAUAGUUGACAUAGGCAGUGGGCUCAAAGCGGCUGACGGCCACCCUGGCUUUGGCGCGGAGGGCGGCUGCCACAUGCAGCCGCCGAGCCCCCUGUCCCAGGGCAAGCUUGGGGGUGGGGAGGACAGAACCACGUCAUCUUUAAAGAUUAAAUUCUUUCACUUUUCAUUUGCACAAGUACAGGUACAAUGGAAUUCUUCUUCGCCUGACCCAUCUUGCUCUCUAUAGCUUGGGAGUCACAGCGCAGGGUCAGCCAAUGUGCAGCCUCCCCCCCCCCCACCAGAGCUGGGGGUUAAGGGACUUUUCAAGGGCCCACAUGUGACUGUUCGGUGAGGCUUGGUUCAAACCGGUGAUGUUCCGAUCACAGGCACAGAGACUAAACCCACUGAGUCACUCAACGCUCCAUCUUAAGACCAUACCAAACGAUGCUAAUGUACAGACCCACAACAUCUCAAGACCAGAGCAAACGAUGUAUAGAAGUGCAAGCCUUCGGAAUGCCCGUCUAUGGAAGAAAUCCAUGGCACAAAAAGCUGAUCCUCUGUGGCCAGCUGAGCAGUUGAUUCAUUGGAAAGUGAAUCACUUUCACAUGGAGAAAUGCUCACCAAGUCAAACUUUUUUUUUUUUUUUAAUUGAAACAGAGUCAAUUAAACUGACAAGUUAUAAUGCUACUUUUAUGUAUCCAUAUAAUGUCAGUUACAUUUUAUUGUCUUCUUGCAAACCUAACUGUACAAAAACUAAAGUCAGGUGAAUGAUUAAGCCUUUUUAUAUAAAAAGCCUCCAGCUUCCAGUCACCUGCUGGGCCUCAAUCAGGAUGAGUCACAAUCUGACAGUAUUAGAAGCAGGAGAAAAUAAGAAAAAUGUCAUCUGGGGCUGGAGGGCUUGAUAAAUUUAGUUUAGAGUAAAGUACAUGGAACCAGACAGGUACAAGUCACACCUAAACCAAACUUAAUUCAGUUUUAGGAGUUAAUCAAAAAUACCAUUUACCUUCCCUGGGGAUGUUAUAAUUCACCGUUUAACCGAUGAGAAUAAUCUUAACCAUUAAUACGAACUGUUAAAUGGUUCAUUUUUAUUUAUUUUUUUAAAAAAAAGAAUAUUAAAAGUUUCCAGUGUGGAAAAGCACAGAAAGCAGAGCGUAACAUGAGUGCCCAUUUUUGCAGAUUGUUUCUGCCGGGGGUCUCUCAGUCAGUCUGCGCACAAGACUAUCCCACAGCAUGUCGACAUGUUGCCGUUACUGAAUAAAAAUCAGUAGACAGGCUAUCAGUUAUACUCAGGGUUUUAUUUAUUUAUUUUGAGGUGUGAACAUGACAACAUUCGUUUUUGUUAAAACGUUGACUGUUGAUAAUUCGGCCAGAUUAAACAUACGCAGUAGCGGAGCUGGUGUUUGUGACAGCACUCUCCAUGCUUUACGUUAAAAAAGUGUGCAGGCUGCUCGCAGUUCAUUUCAGUUUUACAAUAUUUUCCUACAGAGGAGAUGUAGGCUGUGCCAGACCUUGCCGCUGUAGGAUUCAAUGUUUGGUUUAUUUUGUAAAUCUGUUUUCUUCAUUGCAAAGCCUGACAACUUGAUUAUUUGCAUAACUCAUGAAGUCUUUUCACUUGGAAAAAAAUAAACCACUUCUAAUUCCUAAA
Molecule: messenger RNA, 2439 nt
Organism: Brienomyrus brachyistius
Lineage: Eukaryota; Metazoa; Chordata; Actinopteri; Osteoglossiformes; Mormyridae
Product: PHD finger-like domain-containing protein 5A
Biological process (GO): mRNA splicing, via spliceosome
Cellular component (GO): U12-type spliceosomal complex; precatalytic spliceosome; catalytic step 2 spliceosome
Source: RefSeq, a predicted model, not a curated record